Aspergillus alliaceus is the source of this 1587-nucleotide messenger RNA. Its product is annotated as secretory lipase-domain-containing protein. Gene Ontology annotation, biological process: lipid catabolic process. Lineage: Eukaryota; Fungi; Ascomycota; Eurotiomycetes; Eurotiales; Aspergillaceae. The transcript is spliced from 4 exons. The coding region runs from base 1 to 1587 and encodes 528 amino acids. Gene Ontology annotation, molecular function: triacylglycerol lipase activity. The record is from RefSeq and is a predicted model, not a curated record.
AUGGAUAGCUGGCAGUGCUGGAUUUCCACUCACGCUGAGUGCGACCAGGUGGGGCAACCAGUUGUCUUUGGACAGAGAAUUGAUAUGGUCGGAGUCGUCUUCGGAACUAGCAGAGGAGGCAUGGCAGGAAACGGCGAGCCAACACCACGCCAUUAUGUCACCUUUGCGCUCCCAGCCCACAAAAAGAGGUUGAGAAGUCUUCUCCAGAAAAGGGAGUUCACGUCUUAUCGCAAUCUAAGCUAUUUGCUUCCGUACUUGCAGCAUGGCCCGAUUCUGAAUAUACCGGACUACGAGGGUUCCAAUGCCGCGUUUACCGUGGGCCCGCAAAGUGCCUACCAGACUCUGGAUUCUAUCCGUGCGGCACUGAAUUCAGAACACCUCACCAGCCUCAGUCCUGUGGCCAAAACGAUCAUGUUCGGCUACUCUGGAGGCGGUUACGCCACAGAAUGGGCUUCUGAAUUCCAUCUCAGUUACUCACCGGAACUUAAAAUCGUCGGGGCUGCGAUCGGCGGUCCUCCUACUAAUAUUACAAAGAGCUAUCUGUCCGUCAGCGGGGGACUGGCCGCAGGGUUAAACGCCUGGGCCAUGCUGGGGGUAAUGAACGCGUAUCCUCACCUCAAGGCCUAUAUGCUCGACGACCUUCUACCUGAGUACCAUGAUGCCUUUCUUGAUCUUUUCGACGAAAUCGGCGUGAUGGGCAGACACGGAUUCCCCAAGUUUUUGUUGUACAUCUACAAAGGCACGAAUGAUGACAUUGCACCCACAAUCGAAGAUACAACUGCUCUGGUGCGGAAGUUCUGUGAGGAAGGCACUAAUGUGAGGUAUCUGCUGUACGCGGGGCUAGACCAUACGACUGCCUUGAUUUUUGAUAUGCUUCCAGGUUGGGGAUGGAUGACAGAUAUCUUCAACAGGAUUGAGCUACUAGGCUUCAAUUGGAAUGACCUUGACCUUGCCGCGGAUCUUCCUAACUACGCAAAUGGCCAAGACCCUAGGCCAUCGAUCCAAGAAAGCCCGUAUGGCAUGGGCAAGCGAAACUUCACCCCUCGGCAUCUAGACAGCGAUACAGCAUGGACUACGCUCAACGCUACCUUGAAUGUCAUCUAUCCCGGCAUCGAAGGACCCCUUCUAUAUAUCGCCUUGGCACUGUUUGGCUCAGGAUCGUUCGCCGAUAUGAACACACCGUUCUGGCAGCAUAUGCCAACACUGGCAUCAUCUACGAUGGUUGUAUUGACAUUAUCCCUUUUAUACCACUUCUUGACGACCCGCACUCCUUUAAGGCGUCCCUGGGUAACCCGUGUAUCAAACAAAGUGCCUCUGUUCGCCACUCAAGAUGUCGGCCGCAUCCUGAUUCUCGACGAGACUCCCGGGUGGAUGGGAGAACGCAUCCGAGGGAAGAUAGGGGAAAGGCGCCUGGAAAUUUGUACCAGGCCUAUAAUGCUAGCCCAUGUGAUCCUAAAGAAUGCCUCGUCGAUAAGCUCGAGCCUGCGCCUAGCGACCAGUUUUGCAUCCAAGGAGAUGGCUUUCUGGCAUGCCACCUCUGAUCCCGCGAGUUAUACCAAGCUCCGAUUACAUAUCUGUUACCAAUGA